GACAAAGUACCCCGCUCUACGACGAGUUGGUCGACUCGCUGGACUCGACCUACCAAACCGACAGCCAACAGCGUUAGUUUGCUGUGUGGCUUUCAUUGGAAAGGUGCGCCGCGUCGUGUUUGCCGUUACAUGAAUUAUAUACAUCACCUUUUAUGCUGUGACCUUUUGUCUGGUGAAUUUAACCUCGAUUAAUGCUUUGUCAAAAAAUGAUGAGUGAUUUGAAUUAUGUGUAAAGUGAACAGUGCUAUUUUCAUGGAUAUUUUGCUGUAUCUGAUGCCUGGAGACAGUAGACUAGAUGAGGUUCAAGAGGUACUAAGAUGGCCGCUACGGAUGGUCAGAUUACAGUUGCAGCCGCAAGAUGGGCAGACGAGGGAAACUAUCUUCGGGAAUUUAUCUUGAAGUGUCAACUGCCCGCAGUAGUGAAGAUAAUCAAAGGUCAAUACGGAGGUCUUGGAGUUCCAACACUACCAAGCCCUGGCUUGCAGUCAACAGCACUACUAAUAUCCGCGGGAAAAAGGCAGAAAAUCGUGGCACAAGCUGUGAAAAUCAAAGAAGGUCGCCGACUAGUUUCCGUUGGGCCACGGCUAGUAAUUCCCGAGACGUAUACAGGAUAUUUUGAGCUGCUUAGUGAGGAAGGCAGGGCGGUACGAUGUAUAGAAAGUGUGGCGGAAUUAGCGCGGCGCAGACCAGAAGAAGGUUGCCUCGUACGAGAAACUAUCCGAGGAGUGCAAGCUAAGACUCAUUUAGAAGGUGCCAUCAUUCCUGAAGGCGCCAGAACUAUUUCUGCGGGUGAAAUAAUAGUCCCUGCUGGCGAAAUUGUCGUACCAGGCUCUAAAAGUCGGUACCUGAAAUGCCUGGACAAUGGAGGUGACAGUAUACUUUUGGGUUUGGAACAACGAGGGAAGUUUUCAGCGUUGGCUCGGGAAGACAAUAUUAGUGGAGUUCACACCGCAAAAAAUCUCUUGAGUAAACGACUGCCUUUAACAGUUAGAUUAGUUCAUGGAACCGCACCACGAGGACUCAAAAGUCCCAGUCAUUUUGUGCCAGAACUUAGAUUAUUAUCAGUAUUUGAAGAAGAACAUGUGUUUGCCUUACCUUUGCAAAAGGAAUCUCAGAAUGUAAUAUUUCUGCCUUUAGCUGCACCUUUAAAAUUACUGCGAACGCGAAAUGAGGAUCAAUUAAAGGCUAUGACCGAAUUCAACAGACUGGUAGAAAAGUGUAUAAAAUUAGUGAGCGAUGUUGCAGAUCGAAUCCAAGUUCUAGAUGGGAAAUUAGGCGACUCAAAGAAACAAUCGGCGACCCACCCAAAAGAAAUGAAGAAUGGUUAUUUAUUACGUCGAAGCGCUUCGUCGGAUUCGGGAAAUCAACGCCCGAAACACUCCCAUCAUCGUAGAGAUGAAAACCGGAUACCCAUCCAAUCGAAAGAUUACGACGAAAUCGAUCAGAUAUAUGAUUACGUACGUGGAUUCGCUCCGUUACCCAAGAAUAUUCGCUCGCCCUUUACCAACCCUUCGCCUUCGUUGAGUUCACACAGUGCCACACCGUCGCAUCUCGUUUCAGAUGGUAGUAAACCAGAACCUCCGCCUAUAGAAACAAUACCCACUAAAAAAAUUCAAACGGAAAAACGAGAACGUAAAACGGCUACUUCAUCAAUUAGGGAACUUAAUGCGGCAAAAGUCCGCACUCACACAGAUAAGACACCUCCCGGCUUUCCGAAGCUGUAUCUUAAGAACGGUCAGUCUCAACGUGGUCGACUGUUACGCCAGAAAAGUGCUUCUCCGAUGAAGGAGACCCCGCCGAGCUCCAUGUCCAAGUCGGGAUCUCCACUUUUUAACAUUAGAUACAAAUCUUUAAGCAACCUGCAAACAAUGGAUUUCGAUGGCACAUUAGACUCUAGCCAUUCGGGAGGCCAGGCGUCUGGAGAUUCCGCGGCAGUUGUUAAACAACCCGAGAAAAGAACUAGAAAGUUAUCUAGGCCUCGAAGUUUGACUAACUUAGUAUGGGAAAGUAGAGAACACCCGGAUAGUUCGACGCCAGUCAUAGAGAAGCACAAAAAAAUUGAGCCAGUUGCCAUCAGCUACAAAAAACAUUCCAAACAAUCCAUUAGCAGCCCAAGUCAGCGCCGGGAAACAUUAUAUUUAUAAAAUUUUUAAUUAAAAUUAGCAAUUAUCAUACUUUCCAGCUUACGCUGUUUGUGAUUUGUGUAUUGUAAAAUGUUUAGUCUAGAUAUGUUUCAAGACUUGUGAUUUCUAGUUUAUAAAUAUUUAAAUUUCGAACAACUCGUGACAACGCCUCGGUGGAAACAUAAAAUGUUUCUUUAGAAUUAGAUUUAAAGGUAUUUAUUUGGAGUGAAAAAGCUACUUAAUAAUACUUUAGUCACUAUUUAUACUUUACAGCUAAUGUCAUCAAUCAUUUUCAAUGCUUAUUAUGUUUACUUUUUUAAAAUAAUCUUAAACUGUAAUAUUGUACUUGAAUUUCUGUGUUAAAAAACCUUCAGUAUGAUGUUACCGUAUUCAGGAAUACAAAUUUAUUGUUUUAUAGUCCUUGUUUAUCCAUUUUUUUAAUUAGUAAACAUGCAAAACAAUGUUUCGUGCCAACCAAGGUACAUAUUUUUUUCUUCAUCGCCAUUGUGUAACAAAGCGAUGAAAAUCUCUUUCUUCUUCCAGAUUUUUAUUUUCAAAGCAGAAAAACCACAUUCGCUCACAUUUCUUAUAAUGUGAGAAUUGUUUAUGUUUACGUCUCUCCUUUUUUAAGUAAACAGUGUUUUCAAAGUGGAAACUAUUUUAGCCAGUCGAUUUAUAAAUAGUCAGGUCACUAAGUUUUAACAAACGACAGUCUCUUUUUGUAUUUUAGUCAUUACAAGAAAAGGAAUUUCAUGAGGUUUAAUAAGAAAAGAACGCCUAGAAACUGAAUUUUAUCAUAAAUCUGUGUUAAAUGUAAUAAGAAAUAUUUAUACAGUGCCCCCCCCCCCCCCCCAUAGGGUGCAAAUUUGAAAUCAACCAUAAAAAGAUAUUCUUUGAUUCUGAAGAUACAUUAGUAAGAGAGAUUAGUUUGUUUUAACAUUUUUAUUUGAAAUAGUUUUAUAAAUAUUUUGGAUAGUUGUGCAUGUUUAUACGUAAAAGAUGACAAAAAUCUACCAAAGACAAAUAGCUGCCUUUAGAAUAUGUAUAAAUUUUGCAUUUGUCGAGAAUUUAAAUGAUUUGACUUGUUUGUAAUUUUAAGAUAUUCUUAGAUAGUCAUACAAUGCGAUUUAAUACGAUUAAUUAGGUAUAUAUCUUCCAUAUUUGCAGUACAAAUAUGAUGUUCUAAAAGUAACGUCUACAAA
Zophobas morio is the source of this 3325-nucleotide messenger RNA. RefSeq lists its product as uncharacterized. Lineage: Eukaryota; Metazoa; Arthropoda; Insecta; Coleoptera; Tenebrionidae. The record is from RefSeq and is a predicted model, not a curated record. The coding region runs from base 318 to 2144 and encodes 608 amino acids. The transcript is spliced from 2 exons.